AUGGUAACAAGGCAAAUGGAAGCGAUUCAGAAGAAAUUGGCAAUGCUAAAUUACUCACGAGCGAAUGCCCCUGCACAGUCUCUCCUAUUUUCUAGCAUGGAGCGCUAUGCCCUUUUGGAAUGGCUCUUCUUUCGGCUAUUAGGUGAUAAGUCACCCUUUUCCCAACAAAACAUACAAGGGGAUGCACUUGAUCGUGAUGAGGAGACUGCUCCAAUUCAGUAUUUGGCUGAAAUUGCUAAGUUCUUGGGCAUUACGACAACUGUAGAUACAGAAGCCAUUCAAGGACAUGGAAGCUAUGAAGAGCGCACCGAAAUGCUCCGUCUUAUUGUAGAUCUAGUGGAGGCAACUAUCUAUGCUGAUAAUCCAGAAUGGAGUGUUGAUGAGCAGGUAGCCAAGGACAUCCAAUUGAUAGAUUCCAUUGCAGAAAAACAGGCACAAAUAUUUUCGGAAGACUAUAAAUUGUUUCCUGCAGAUGUUCAGAUUCAGUCAAUAUAUCCAUUGCCAGAUGUUUCUGAGCUAGAGUCAAAGCUUUCUGAACAAUCAAAGAUUUUGUUGAAUCUUCAACAAAAAGUUGAUGACUUGGCGUCCAAGCAUGCUUACAACCCAGAUGAGGAGUAUGCUGAGGUGGAAUCCCAAUUGCGGACAUAUUUGGAAUCAUUCCUACAAACAGCUAGAACAUUCAACUUGAUUUACACCAAGGAAAUCCGGCCAUGGACGCACAUGAUGGAGGUUCCACAACUUCAUGGAUUCGGACCAGCUGCCAAUCGGCUAUUGGAAGCUUACAAAAUGCUUUUGAAGUUUUUGGGGAACCUACGAAAUCUUAGAGAUUCACACGCAGCUCUUGCUUUUCGAUCUUCCGAAACUUCUGAAGGGCCUUCUUCUGUCACAAAAAUAAUCUCUGAAUGUGAAUCUGCAUUGACUGACUUAAAUCGCAGUCUUGGAAUUCUUUCUGCUUCCAUUGCUCGUGAACAGGGAAAUAAGAUGAGCACUUGAUGAAACAAUGAGUUAGUCUUUAUUCUUUUGGAAUGUGAUCUUGUUGUGCAUAGUAUUCAUAUUUGUGGACAUAAGAUGUGACGAUGUGGUGUGAAGUCUGCAGCUCUAUAUUAUGCGAACAGAUUAUUUAUUUAUUUUUGGAAAUUCGGUAUCCUGUUCAAAGACCGACUAAUUCA
This is a messenger RNA of Medicago truncatula (barrel medic), 1169 nucleotides long. Its product is annotated as AUGMIN subunit 7. The transcript is spliced from 9 exons. Bases 1 to 993 code for a protein of 330 amino acids. Gene Ontology annotation, biological process: microtubule organizing center organization; spindle assembly. Gene Ontology annotation, molecular function: microtubule minus-end binding. The record is from RefSeq and is a predicted model, not a curated record. Lineage: Eukaryota; Viridiplantae; Streptophyta; Magnoliopsida; Fabales; Fabaceae. Gene Ontology annotation, cellular component: HAUS complex.